Notolabrus celidotus (New Zealand spotty) is the source of this 3653-nucleotide messenger RNA. RefSeq names its product solute carrier family 26 member 5 (gene slc26a5). Gene Ontology annotation, cellular component: membrane. The coding region runs from base 349 to 2550 and encodes 733 amino acids. Gene Ontology annotation, biological process: transmembrane transport. The record is from RefSeq and is a predicted model, not a curated record. Gene Ontology annotation, molecular function: chloride transmembrane transporter activity; oxalate transmembrane transporter activity; bicarbonate transmembrane transporter activity. The transcript is spliced from 18 exons. Lineage: Eukaryota; Metazoa; Chordata; Actinopteri; Labriformes; Labridae.
GGAUGAACGGCCAUCGUUGCAGCCUGGAAGGGUGAGAGGAAUUUUCCUCUGGAGUGAUCCAUCCUGUCUGCGUGAACUAUCUUUGUUAGUAUCUCAUAAACGGCUGCUUCUGUCCGGAGAGGACGGUGUCCUUGUUAAACUUCAACUAAAGACUUCAGUUUAUGAAUAUAAUCCUCCUUCGUCAUCUUCAUCCUCACCACAGCACCCUCAGAGAGCUGGAGGAGGACUCAGAAAGAGGAGGAGGAGCAGACAGCCAGUAAAAGGAAUGGGGAUGUACCAGCCAGAGCAAUGACGGAGCUUAAGAAGCAGGGGACAUAAACAACAGCAGAGACACUCUGACUCAUUGAGAUGAGCUCUCCUGAUGUAACCAUGGGGCCAGAGGAAGCUGAGGCUCCGGUGGAUGCAGAAACUCUGCUCAUGUACAGGAUAGAGCGCCCGGUCUGUGAUGAAGACUUCUUCAGGACGGAGCUUCACCGAAAGGAGAAGUCCACAAACCUCCGACAGAGGCUGGCACAGCGCUUCAGGUGUUCUUCAGGGAAAGCCAAGGCAGCACUGUUCACUUUCCUGCCGAUUCUGACAUGGCUUCCAUCCUAUCCGGUCAAGGAGUACCUGUUUUCAGAUGUGGUCUCAGGCCUCAGCACAGGAGUGGUGCAGCUCCCACAAGGUCUGGCCUACGCUAUGCUGGCUGCUGUGCCUCCAGUUUAUGGUCUGUACUCCUCCUUUUACCCGGUCCUGCUCUACACCUUCUUCGGCACAUCCAGACACAUAUCCGUGGGCACCUUCGCAGUGAUCAGUUUGAUGAUUGGUGGGGUUGCAGUAAGAGAAGCUCCAGACAACAUGUUUCUCGUCUUUCCUGCAAACGGAUCCAACAUGUCUGCCGUCCUGGAUGUGGAAAAGCGUGACGCAAGACGGGUUCAGGUGGCUGUCGUGCUCACAACGCUGGUGGGAAUCAUCCAGUUUGUCCUAGGUCUUCUCAGGUUUGGGUUUGUUGCAAUCUACCUCACAGAGCCCCUGGUGCGAGGCUUCACUACGGCUGCAGCUGUGCAUGUUGUUGUUUCUCAGUUAAAGUACCUGCUAGGGGUGAAAACACAGCGCUUCAGUGGUCCUCUGGCUGUUAUUUAUAGUGUCAAGGCAGUAUUCUAUGACAUCAAAAGCACCAAUGUCACAACUCUCAUCCUGGGCCUCUCAUGCCUCAUAUUCCUGUAUGGCAUCAAAGACCUGAACGAGCGUUUCAAGAAGAAACUGCCCAUUCCCAUACCGGGAGAGAUCAUCGUGGUCAUGGUGUCGACCGGCGUCUCGUUUGGCCUCUCCUUAUCAAACGACUACAAGGUGGACGUGGUUGGGAAGAUACCAACAGGGCUUCUCCCUCCGGCUGCUCCGAUGUUCUCCUUGUUGCCCAAUCUGAUCACAGACUCCUUUGCUGUAGCAAUCGUGGGAUUCUCAAUGGGCAUCUCACUUGCAAAGAUCUUCGCCCUGAAGCACGGGUACAGCGUGGAUGGCAACCAGGAGCUGAUUGCACUCGGUAUUUGUAACUUCAUCAGCUCUUUCUUCCAAACGUUUGCCAUCACCUGCUCCAUGUCCAGGAGCCUGGUGCAGGAGAGCACAGGUGGAAAAACUCAGAUUGCAGGGCUGCUGGCGUCUCUGGUGGUGUUGCUUGUGGUGGUGGCCAUCGGAUUCGUUUUCCAACCGCUCCCUCAGACUGCGCUGGCUGCCAUCAUCAUGGUGAAUCUGUUGGGGAUGUUCAAACAGUUCAGGGACAUUCCUACUCUGUGGAGGACCAGCAAGAUAGAACUGGCGAUCUGGCUGGUAGCCUUUGUAGCAUCUGUGCUGUUGGGCCUGGAUUACGGCCUCCUGGUAGCCAUCACAUUCGGCAUUCUAACAGUCAUCUACAGGACACAGAGCGCUAAAAGUGCCGUCCUGGGGCAUGUGUCAGGCACAGGCCUGUACUGUGACGUGGACGAGUAUGAAGAGGCGGCUGAAUACGAGGGGAUUAAGAUUUUCCACUCCAACUCUUCAAUCUACUUUGCGAACAGUGACCUUUAUGUGAAUGCUCUCAAGGAAAAGACUGGAGUGACUCCUGAAGACUUACAAGCUGCGCGCAAAGCCCAAAAGAAACUGCAGGAUAAGGUGAACGGGAAUUACAAGUCUCUUCUGAAGAAGUCUGCAAAGCAUAAGGAACCAGGAGAGAACAAUGAGAUUUUGUCCCAGAGCCACUUUGAAGAGGAGCAGAGGAACGGCCAGCUCGGGGACCGACACAGCGAGACGGACAGCGAAGAGGCCGCCGUCCACUUCAUCGUCCUGGACUGGUCGUCUGCCAGCUUCAUCGACUCUGUGGGGGCUAAAGCCAUCAAACAGGUUAUUAAGGAAUACGCAGCUGUGGAUGUUACCGUGGUGAUCGCCGGCUGCAGCAGAAGUCUUCUGUCUGAGCUGGACAGCUUACAGUUUUUCAACGAGACCGUGACCCCUGAGAUGGUGUUCCCCACCGUCCACGAUGCUGUGCUGCGAUGUCAGCACUCAAAGCCCCGCCCAUCAGCUGCUACCAACCAGUGACAUCACCUCCGAGGUCACUGAGGUGGAGGCCAGAUAUUGGACGUCUCUCUGACAACAUCACAGUAGAGAUGAACUGAGCAGUCAUUCAUAUUGAAUAGAGGAGUGUUUGUAGUAUUUGUAACAUAUAAGUGCCACUAAGGCGGGUCAAUAAGGCUAAUCAGAAAUUCAGUGUUGAGUUUCCAGCUGACAUUCCUAAAGCCUUAUUCCUCUGUGCUGUUGGGAUUAUGUAGAUGUGUACUUCUGAGGUGUUUGUAGAUCACUUUUAUUGCUCUGUUGAAAGAAUAUGAUAAAAUGUGUGCUGCUGCGGUCCAUGUUACCUUUGUAGGAUGACGUCUGCAGAGCUCCUUUCACACAUGAACCCCUGACGUCUUCUAGAGAAUCACCAUUCACACAUGCAUAUUGGGAAAAUUUCCGCCAGAUAAGCUGUCUCAUAUCGGUACAGUCUGUUUGAGUGAGGGGAGGGACGACUCAGUCGAUCAUGCAAGAGGAGGAAGUCUUCUGUACAGUUUAAAACAUAAUACAGACUAGUGUGUGGAGCAGUAAAGAGUAUAAAGCGGAGAAAGUGCUCAACAUUGAACGUAGCGAUCGUUGAAUUCACCUGAUGUCUUCUCACAUCAGCUCACCAGACUUCUCCCAGGGAAAUUCAGCUAAAUAAAACUGUCUGUUUUCGUUCACAGAAGCAGUUCACCUGUGUGUAGUCAGGACAUUUUCAGGAGUGUUGAGCAUGUGUGAAAGGAGCUCAUGUUUGUUGUAGAAGCAGACCAGAAGCUACGUCUCAUUAAGCUGUUAUCAUAUGUUGAUGGUUACUGAAGACUGGUGUGCUGCUGGAUGUCUGAGUAUCUUUUCUGCUGUAUUUGUCUGUCGAUGUGUAUUUAAAGGAGCAAAGGCUCUAUCAUCGUUGUUACAGUGGAUUUGCACUCAAUUUAAGUGCGACACUAAAGUAGUAUUAUAUGUUCUGUAAGAAAAAAAGAAGUGUUUUCUUAUUCCUGAGAGUUAUGCUGUUACUGUCUAACACAGGAUGCCUUUUAAAAAGUUACAUCAAGGUUAUUUUAAAAAAAACAUUGAGACUGAAAUCUGGAAUAAACUUUAUUUUAAGUGAACAA